AUGUUCCUUCUCAAAACAUGGAGAUCAACAGCUUUUGGUGUCUAUGGGUACCUCAAUUUUACCAAAUCUGGUUUCUUGGAACACUCAAAAAAAUUCAAGGCAGAAGACAUGCAAACACAAAUAGAGGGGAAGAACUGCAUUGUUACAGGAGCUAAUUCUGGCAUUGGUUAUGCGGCUGCUGAGGGUCUUGCUUCACGAGGGGCAACUGUCUAUAUGGUAUGCCGUAAUAAGGAGAGGGGAGAAGCUGCUCUUUCUAAAAUUCAGUCUGCGACUGGCAACAAAAAUGUUUACUUGGAGGUGUGUGAUAUUUCUUCAGUCGGUGAGAUAAAGUCAUUUGCUUCCAGUUUUUCGUCAAAGGAUGUUCCUAUUCAUGUGCUGGUUAACGAUGCUGGUUUGCUUGAGCAUAAGCGGAUUAUCACACCAGAAGGAUAUGAGUUGAAUUUUGCUGUGAAUGUACUCGGCACUUGCACCAUGACAGAAUUGAUGUUACCUUUGCUGGAGAAAGCUGCACCUGAUGCUCGUGUUAUUACAGUUGCCUCUGGUGGAAUGCAUACGGCUCCCUUGACCAAAGAUCUUCAGUUUAGCGGCACCAAUUUUGAUGGGGUGGAACAGUAUGCUCGGAACAAGCGAGUUCAGGUGGCAUUGACGGAAAAAUGGGCUGAAAUGUACAAGACCAAAGGUAUUGGAUUCUACUCCAUGCACCCAGGUUGGGCUGAGACACUUGGAGUGGCCAAGAGUCUGCCCGGUUUCUCUCAAUCAUAAGGAUUUUUGCAAUUGAUCAUCGCUAUUUAUACUUCAUUCAUCAUUCACAUUAAGAUAUCCCAUUCCAAUGGCAAUGUAAAUUCUCUUUAUUUUAAUAUUUUUGCAUAUUCACUCAAAUGAAAUAUGAAUUCACCUACUUGCAUGUGAUACUCCAGAUUGUCAGGGAAACUUAGAACAAGCGAGGAAGGUG
Messenger RNA from Ilex paraguariensis (yerba mate), 952 nucleotides. NCBI's taxonomy places the organism in Eukaryota, Viridiplantae, Streptophyta, Magnoliopsida, Aquifoliales, Aquifoliaceae. The record is from the annotation of a GenBank genome assembly.